AUGGAUAUGGUGAAUGAAGAAAUGACUGCGGCCCUCAAAGAUGUCGUCUCAGCGCAAGUCGACACGAACGGCAUCGCAAGAAUCAACAUGUGGGAUACAGCAAAUCGCAUUUUAAGCAGGUUAUUGUUGCCGCUCAUGUGUCGACCGUUGAUGAGGUGUAUCAAGACCGCAGCCAAGCACGCGACACCUGUCAUCAAGGAACGGAUGGCCAUUCUAGAUGCUGCCGAUGAGAAAGGUCUUGAGCCAGAGUUGCCAAAUGAUAUGCUAAGCGCAAUCAUCGUGGCGGCCAAAAAGGACAGCAAAUCAGAAAACGAAUAUGACCCUUUGGUCAUAGUGGCCAGAAUGAUGGUUCUGAACUUUGUUCAGUCCUACACCAACCUCGUGACCAUGACCAAUCUGGUAUAUGAUCUCAUCUCAUUACCAGAAGGUGAUUUUGAGACCAUGGUGGAAGACUUGCGUGCGGAGAUCCAGAGGGAAAUGGACAAGGGCGAUGGCUACUCUCACGGUUUCUUUCAAAGACUUGACCUCAUGGACUCAUUAAUUCGCGAGAGCAUUCGCUACAAUCCGAUUGGUGAGACUGGCCUCGAGCGAGCUGUUGGCAAGAAAGGAGGCUUCACUUUUUCCAACGGUAUUCAUGUUCCGCAGGGCGCGCUGCUUGCGGCUCCGAUCAAGGUCUAUCAACGCGAUGAGGCGGCCUACCCCGGCGGCUUCAACCCGCGCCGUUCAAUGGAGGAUCCGGAGCAUCCCAAGGUAACAGACAUUUCCCCGAGCUUUCUCAACUUUGGUCUUGGUCGGGGGGCAUGCCCUGGGCGGUGGUUCACAAGCAACUUACUCAAGCUAGUGCUGACGCAUUUGCUUUUGGAUUACGACUUUGUGCGACUUGACAAGCGGCCGGAGAAUGUCCGCAAGGUGACUCUUGAUGAGCCUUGCGGCCGAUUUCUCAUCACAUUGAAAAAAAGAAAGGUUUAA
Molecule: messenger RNA, 969 nt
Organism: Phaeoacremonium minimum UCRPA7
Lineage: Eukaryota; Fungi; Ascomycota; Sordariomycetes; Togniniales; Togniniaceae
Product: putative cytochrome p450 protein
Exons: 3
Coding region: 1-969 (322 amino acids)
Molecular function (GO): heme binding; oxidoreductase activity, acting on paired donors, with incorporation or reduction of molecular oxygen; iron ion binding
Source: RefSeq, a predicted model, not a curated record